AUGAAGACCGAGGACUAUAAACCGCGAUCGGCAUCUAGAGUCUGUCUACCAACUCCAUCUUCAACAUUUACACAUCGGAAGCCGAAGAGUUCAACACUCUCCUGGCGCAUCUUGGUUUUGAUCACCAGCCUUGCUCUCUACGCUAUGUACAACGGUCUAGCUACUUUGCGCCCCAUGGCCAACGGAUUAUCACGGUCUACGAGCUCGAUCUUCAUCCCGUUCAUCUACAAGUUUAGCCCCAAACAUGUCCCACAAGUCAUGUGUAGCAUCGAAGGGGUCAAAAUCAAGAUGCCUGUAGACACGGGGUCCACCGGCACGUUGAUAGGAGCUCCAAUACUUCCAAAUAUAUCGCCUACUGAGGGCAAGCCAGCACACCACUUCUUCACAAGCAGCAAGAUUCUCUAUGUAGGCCGACUGGUGAAGCUGCCAAUGGAUUUCGUUGGUGAGGCUGGCUCCUACGCGACAGCGAACGUGCCUGUUUUGAUUGUGGACAGAAGCUGGAGAUGCCCUUGGUACAAUCCCAGCAAAGACCGAUUCGAAUGUCCACCAGGUCCAGACGGGGAGCAGGCUGAAGAGAGAGACACCUCGGAGAUCACCUACAUGGGUGUAGGCUUUGGAAGAAACGGCCCGAGAGACGGUAUGCCGUUCGCGACACCGAGCAUUAACCCGUUCUUGAACAUCGAUGCGAUCGAUGGGGAACCGAUACAAAACGGAACGAUGCGAGCUGGAUAUAUCAUAUCGACCGAGGGCAUCCAGAUAGGGUUAACGCCAAGGAACACAAAAGCCUUUACGUUCUCUAGUUUGGAUCCAGGAUUAAAUCAUGGCGAGGAUGCGAGGGAUUGGGCGAUGGCAAAGAUGGGCUUUAGCGUCAACGACGAAGGGCAUAAUGACGGUACUCUUCUUGUCGAUACUGGCGUAGCGCAAAUGUACAUCAGAGCCGAACGGGACGUUUCAAUCCCGACUGUUGUCAUCCCAAACCCCAACCCAAACGGUCACACAAAGAUGGUGAAGCGCGUGAAGCCUGGUACCAACAUCACCGUUGGCUUCCCAUCUCUAGACCAACCAGCGACAUCAUACUCGUUCGUCGUUGGCGAGAAAUCGCUCAUCGAACCCAACUAUGUGUUUCCGCAAUUACCAGAACAUCCUCCGUACAUCAAUACUGGUCGGAACUUGUUGUUUGGCUACUCAAUAGCUUUCGACGCGGUAGGAGGGCGUUUUGGCUUUCGUCCGGUUGGCAAUCAUGGCUCUUCAUCUGUACUGUAG
Molecule: messenger RNA, 1263 nt
Organism: Alternaria burnsii
Lineage: Eukaryota; Fungi; Ascomycota; Dothideomycetes; Pleosporales; Pleosporaceae
Exons: 1
Coding region: 1-1263 (420 amino acids)
Source: RefSeq, a predicted model, not a curated record